Messenger RNA from Artibeus jamaicensis (Jamaican fruit-eating bat), 5401 nucleotides. It is a transcript of the gene VANGL2, whose product is annotated as VANGL planar cell polarity protein 2. Gene Ontology annotation, cellular component: plasma membrane. Gene Ontology annotation, biological process: Wnt signaling pathway, planar cell polarity pathway; multicellular organism development; establishment of planar polarity. The transcript has 8 exons. NCBI's taxonomy places the organism in Eukaryota, Metazoa, Chordata, Mammalia, Chiroptera, Phyllostomidae. The record is from RefSeq and is a predicted model, not a curated record. The coding region runs from base 484 to 2049 and encodes 521 amino acids.
GCCGCCGGCUCUCGAUCUGAUUCCCGAUCCCUGAUUCUUAGAUACAUGGUUCCGCCAUGGGUGCUUGAGCGUCCCCCAUUGCCCCCGGCCCCCCUGCCCCCGGGCCUUGAGGGGGCAGAGGCAGCGGCCUGGGACGAAGAGGGGGUGACCAGGCUCGAGCCCCCUCCACACCCGUCUGUCCCCACACCCGGGCUGGGAGCGCGGAGUUCGGAGCUACCCGAGGCGCUGCGGAUACAAAGGCGCGGAGCCGACCAAGGCGCCCGUGGAGUCCACUGGGCAGGUCACAGCGGCGGGGGCGUUGCUUGAUUUUCUCUGAGAGAAGCCCACCUGUCCAGCAAAAUAGAGUCCCUCAGGGUGACGGUUGAUUUCCUGAAGGUGCCCCUCGGCCUGAAGAAGCCGGUGCUGAAGGAGGUGGCUGUGAGGCCCCCGCAAAGGCCUCAGCCUGUGGCCCUGGAGCGCUAUAAGGCACGGCGUUCAGACGCCAUGGACACUGAAUCCCAGUAUUCGGGCUAUUCUUACAAAUCGGGCCACUCCCGCAGCUCCCGAAAGCACAGGGACCGACGGGACCGACACCGCUCUAAGAGCCGAGAUGGGAAUCGUGGGGAUAAAUCGGUGACAAUCCAGGCUCCAGGGGAGCCCCUGCUGGACAAUGAGUCCACUCGAGGGGAUGAGCGGGAUGACAACUGGGGGGAAACGACCACGGUAGUAACAGGUACUUCAGAACACAGCAUCUCCCAUGAUGACCUCACCCGAAUCACCAAGGACAUGGAGGACAGUGUCCCAUUGGACUGCUCCCGUCACCUGGGGGUGGCUGCUGGUACCACGCUGGCGCUGCUCUCCUUCCUCACACCAUUGGCUUUCUUGCUGCUGCCUCCUCUGCUGUGGCGGGAGGAGUUGGAGCCCUGUGGGACAGCCUGCGAAGGCCUCUUCAUCUCUGUGGCCUUCAAGCUUCUUAUCUUGCUGCUGGGCAGCUGGGCCCUGUUCUUCCGCCGUCCCAAGGUCUCACUGCCCCGCGUCUUCGUGCUGCGUGCCCUGCUCAUGGUGCUCGUCUUCCUGCUUGUUGUCUCCUACUGGCUCUUCUACGGUGUGCGCAUCCUGGAUGCCCGGGAACGCAGCUACCAGGGUGUGGUGCAGUUUGCUGUUUCGCUGGUGGAUGCCCUGCUCUUUGUACACUACCUGGCAGUGGUCCUGCUGGAGUUGCGCCAACUGCAGCCUCAGUUCACACUCAAGGUUGUACGCUCCACUGAUGGAGCCAGCCGCUUCUACAACGUGGGCCAUCUCAGCAUCCAGCGAGUGGCAGUGUGGAUCCUGGAGAAGUAUUACCAUGACUUCCCUGUCUACAACCCCGCCCUUCUCAACCUGCCCAAGUCCGUGCUGGCCAAGAAAGUGUCUGGCUUCAAGGUGUAUUCCCUCGGAGAGGAAAACAGCACCAGCAACUCCACAGGCCAGUCCCGGGCUGUGAUUGCUGCAGCAGCCCGGAGGCGGGACAACAGCCACAAUGAGUACUACUACGAGGAGGCAGAGCAUGAGCGGAGGGUGCGCAAGCGGAGGGCCAGGCUUGUGGUGGCAGUGGAGGAGGCCUUCACUCACAUUAAGCGGCUGCAGGAAGAGGAGCAGAAGAACCCCAGGGAGGUGAUGGACCCCCGGGAGGCAGCCCAGGCCAUCUUUGCAUCCAUGGCUCGUGCCAUGCAGAAGUACCUCCGGACCACCAAGCAGCAGCCUUACCACACCAUGGAGAGCAUCCUGCAGCACCUGGAGUUUUGCAUUACACAUGACAUGACACCUAAGGCCUUCCUAGAGCGGUACCUGGAGGCCGGACCCACCAUCCAGUACCACAAGGAACGCUGGCUGGCCAAACAGUGGACACUGGUGAGCGAGGAGCCGGUGACCAAUGGGCUUAAGGAUGGCAUUAUUUUCCUUUUAAAGCGCCAGGACUUUAGCCUGGUGGUCAGCACCAGGAAGGUUCCCUUCUUUAAACUCUCUGAGGAGUUUGUGGACCCCAAGUCCCACAAGUUUGUUAUGAGGCUGCAGUCUGAGACCUCAGUGUGACUAUGUAACAGCAGUGGGAGGCUGGGUGGUGGGGGAGCUCAUAGGGCGAUGGGGAGGGCUUGGUGCUCAGGCUCAGCCCCCUUCCUGCAGCUCUUACCCAUCUUACCCUCUUUUUUUUUUUUUUUACUUGAAUUAACUUACCCGUACUCUGUCUCUUCCUCAUUCACCUCAUUGGAACCUGGAGAAACCAUCUUGCUGCCAGCAGUACCUGGGAAAUCCGUCUCCUCUGCCCUCACUUUUGUAUCUUUCCAGGCCCUAUAGGAACCACUGCUUCUCUCCCUCUCCUCUCCGUGGAUGAUGGUCUUUUUUUGAAAGUGCACAGGGCUUUCCUGAGCCCCCACUCUCAAACCCAGGUUCUUGUGGCUGUUCUCUCUAGCGGCUCCUGACAGGCUGUCUCUGGAGGACACAAACAUGACUCCAGAGAACCGCAGUGCCAAAUUCUCCAGGGCAGCAGUUUCCUGAAACCUCCAGACAGCAGGUGAUUCACCCCUUUCGCAACUCACUCCACCUGUAACAGACCCUGAAUUCUUGAGUCAAGGAUAUAUGCCUGUGUCUUCCCACACAGCCCCAGAGUUAGGGGUCCCUUGUCAGGGUUAUUUGCUCCUAGUCAUUAGAGCCUCCCACACCAGCCACACAUACUCAGAGCAAGGGAAUAUCUCUUCUUUACUCUGAAAUCUCCACCUUUUGUUUUUGACUUGUAUGGUCAUGUGUGACCAUGGGUAAACUGAGGCAGAAACUGUCUGUGACCUCCUUUCUUCCUAUGGUUCUCUCCUAGGCAGCCCUUGAGGGAAGGGUAGGAGAGGACCCCCCCCCCCCCCCCGAACAUCACUGAUCCUUGCCCUCUGAACCUCCCCUCCACCUUCAUUCCCACCUUAGUGCGGCAGGUUCCUCUUUCCAGGGAAGGAUGGCAUGUAGACUCCUGUACAGAAUUAGUGGCUUGUGGACCCCAACCCAACACCAGUGGUCUUAGGCAAACAUUUUUCUUUCUUUCAUAGCUACCCCCAGUCUUGCUGUCUCUGUUCAGCUCUAGAGACCUGAUGCCUCAUCUCUUUUUUAGGGGGAGGCAGCAGCUCCUCUUCAUCCCCUGCCUUAAGUCCACCUCUUUUUCUCAGGGGUCUUUUUUCCUUGGCUGCCAGGGUCCCUUCCUCUUCUCUCUCUGCCUGGUUCUCUGGGCUCUGGUCUCCCUCUGUGUUGAGGUGAAGGACCAGGAUUGCUGCCUUUUGUGGGUACUUAGCCCUUUACUCCAUUUACCUUUAAUAGUCUUUUCACUCAAUCUGAAUUCUUGAGAAUUUCCAUCUCAUUUUGAGCAAAAUGAGAUGGAAAUUAACUGGCCCUCUUAAAACAUGUAUUUAGUGUAAAUCUGAGCCUUUAAAUCAUGUAGUUUUAGCCAAGGGGAAUAGAACUAGGAAGUAUCCAGAUACCUCCAUCCAGGAUCCAUAUAGUGGAUCAUUCUAGUGACUGGGCUGGUACAUACCCAGGGUCUGUCCUCUAAUAACUCAUGAUGCUCCUGGUAGGUCCAUCUUUUCCCUGGAAAGCUCAUUGGUUGUUGCCUUGUAGAGUGUACCCUAGAUUAAGAUCCCCACUGAUGUCUCAGCAGGGAGGCUUCCUCUCUGUGUUGUGGCAUUCCUGGGCUUGGUGGACCCUAGUGAUGGGCAUUUCUCCUGCUGUUCUUUCUGAAAAAGCACAUUUGUCCACCCACCACUUACUAGAGAAGGGCUCUUCAGCCAGUGCUUACCUUACUCCCAGAGGGUUGGUUUUCGGGGCUGACUUAGGCAGGGCCUGGAGGUCUGCCUCAGCCAGGAGCUGUGGGUUUUGGAUAGACCUGAGGGAAAUACAUCCUUUCCUGGAGGUACUGGGAAGGUAUCUUUUCUUUAGAGACCUGGUUUGGGAAGAGACCCUCUGGGUCACAUUUCUAAAUACCUCACUAUCCUGGAAAAUAGGGCCUGGAUGGUGAUUGGGGUCAUUGCCUUUGUGGGCAGGAAUGGGAUAUGGUAUGGUUUAAGGACUGAGUUGGAAACUAUUUGGGAUCUUUGUUGCUGCCCUAGGUUAGGGGCACAGGAGUAUUUAUUUUGAGAACCUGCCAUGUUUUUAAUCACUGUGAUGUUUUCAUUCCUUUUUCCUAAAAGAAUCUCCCUUCCCCACCCCACCCCCCUCCCACCAACUCUAAGCACUAAGGGCCAUGACUAAGAAUGGGGUCUUUUGGUCCUUUGCAUCAGAACUGUGGUAUCUUUGUUUUCUUUGAUUAUUAUUAUUAUUUUUUUUUAAAUGUUGGGAUGAAUUGUCAAGUGUAUGGCUAUGUUUGUCCUUUGCUUCUCCUGUAUGGAAGGUUGUCUUCAUGCUGUGACCUGCUGUGGGACAUGCAGCUGACUCAGUCCCUCUGAGCAGUGUCCUUCACUUUGCCUGUUCCAUCAUUCUCCAGAUUUUCUCAUUCUUCCCUGUGGGGUGCCCACCUAUUGCCACAGCCCCUCACUCCUACCCUUUUCCCUGUCAUUGUAGGGGAUACUGUGGCUGUGUGGCCAGGUCUUUCCCACGUUCUCUUUCUCUCUCUGACUGUGUGGCACCCUAGUGCAGCCCCACUAGGUUUUUCUUUUCAUCACUUUGGAACACUCACCCUCCAUUCCUUUUUACCAGGACACUGUGCCUCAGUCCUACACCUACCUCGCCACUCUGUGGCUGUCCCCAUUGGUCCCUUUCUGUAAUCUACUCUUUGUACUGUGUUUAUUCUUGCUUAUUUCCCUUUUGUCUCUUAUAUUCUUCCCCCUGCAUUUCAGCCCUAAUUUCUCACUUCCCCACCCCCACCUGGUUAUUCCUGUUGUAAACCCUGCGAGGAGACAUUGGGAUCCCUGAUCUUUUCAUAUCAAACAUCUGUUUCCCAUAGUUUGUGCUUCACUGUUGGGCCCAGAUGAGUUCUCCAACCCUCUGUAGUGUCUGUCAGUCUGUCUUCUCAUUUUUCUGUCCUCUCCACGGGCAGCAUCUGCUGAUGGACUUGGUCCUGGUGUGUGUUUGUUGUGAUUUGUUCUCUGUGUGCGAAAGGAAGAGGGCUUUUUGAGUCUCUUCCAAGUGAGAUUGUAAAUGUAGAAUUUUCUACUGUUGGAUUUAGACAUUUUUCUUUUCUUUUUUUUGGGGGGGGAGGGGUGGUUUACAGAACUGAGACCUUGUGCAUGCGUGUAGAAAAUUGUAAAAUGUAAAUUUCUCUUUAAUAUAUAAAAAGCUUGUUUUUAUAGUUUGCAGUGAAUCUAAACAUUAUGGCAAUUUUAGGGAUUUUUUCUUAAACAUAGGAACUAAAACUGUACAAACUUUUUUUAAUAUAAAUAAAGACAUUUGACUUUUGCGGGGCAUUUUCUUGUUUUUC